Molecule: messenger RNA, 1798 nt
Organism: Phragmites australis (common reed)
Lineage: Eukaryota; Viridiplantae; Streptophyta; Magnoliopsida; Poales; Poaceae
Exons: 10
Coding region: 276-1550 (424 amino acids)
Biological process (GO): intracellular transport
Source: RefSeq, a predicted model, not a curated record
GUGCGACCGAGACCGACGCGCGUGGCCCGCACAGCCGGGGAAGGAGAGGAACCAGUGCCAGCUCUGUUGCGCCGCGCCGCCAUCUCCCCCACACUCCCGGUGCUUCGAUCCCAUUGCCUUGUGCGCAGCAGUGCUCCUCCUGUUCCGCCCCCUCUCCUGCGCAGUCCCAUUCGCCUCCUCAUAGCAGCUAGCUCCCUGCCCUUCUCCGCAAUCUACAGCUGCUUCCCCCGCUUCGUUCGAGCCGCUAGGGUUUCCGGAGCUCGAGGCGAGGCGACAUGACGACGCGGGGAGCCAAGCGCGCCGCCACCUCCGACCCCGCCGCCCCCGAUCUACCAAGUAAGAGAGUAAUGGACGGACCCUCUUUUGAUGUUCACAGGGCGGAGUCUUCCCAUCAGCAUGUGAUGGCAGGACCCGCUACUUUAGAUCCCCGACGGGCUGAGGCUGCCAGCAAACAUGUGAAGGCACUCAAUACCCAGUUCGCGAGCUGGGUUCAAUUGCAGUUGCAAAAUCAUCCAGCUGAACUCUGGGAGGAUGGCGUCAAAGAUUACAUAUCCCAUGCUUCUGAAAUCAUGGAGAAAUUCAAGGAUGUCGUCAACUGGCUUCGACAAAAUAAAGCAGGCUCAACAGCUGUUUCAUCCCCAAGUCCACUCGAGGAUGAGAAGACUACUUUGCCGGCAGCAGAUGAUAGCAAGUUUGUGAUACAGCCAAGUUCAGAUAAGGGACAGAAGGUCCCAGUUAUGACAUCUACCUCUUCACUUUCUCAGAGCUCAAGCUCGCAGAACAAUUUCUUGUUUUCUUCUCAGCAAAAACCGCCAGCUUUUAGUGGCAUAUUUGGUGACAAGAAGACAUCUGGUGAGAGCAGUAAACCAUCUUUCCAGUUUGGUGCAAAUAAUGGCAUCUUUGGUGACAAGAAGAACUCACCUGGUGGCAGCUGUAAACCUACUUUCCAGUUUGGCGCAAACAAUAGCUUUUCGACACCAAAUGCACCAUCUAUUUUUUCGGCUUCAGUUGCCCAAAAUUUUAGCAUGCAGACUCCGGCUCUGUUUUCAGUGAACCAACAAUCAGUUCUCUCAGGAAACCAAAAUACUGCUGAAGCUUCAGCUGAUCCAGACGAAGAUGCCGAACCUGAGAAGCCAAGCAGUCCUUCUGUAAAGAAGGCAGAAGAGAAAGGAAUAGUUGUUGUUCAUGAAGCAAAAUGCAAGGUUUAUGUGAAGCAUGAUGACGCUACCAAGGGUUGGAAAGACAUUGGUGUUGGUCAGCUCUCUAUCAGAAGUAAAGAAGGUGCAGAGAAAGCUUCCAAAGAGUCCACUCCGACCAUUGUUAUUAGAAAUGAUGUUGGUAAAAUCCUCUUGAAUGCUCUGAUCUACAAGGGGAUAAAAAUGAAUGUUCAGAAGAACACAGUUGCUUCGAUAUUUCACACUUCAGAUGCACAGUCAAGCGAAUCAGCUGGUGACACAGUUGUAGCUCGAACGUACUUGUUCCGACUGAAAAAUGAGGAGGCGGCUACUAAGUUGUCGACAGCAAUAAAAGAAAACGCACCCUCGGACUGAUUCGGUGAUUCUUACGAAGCUCUGCUUUUGGCACGAGUUACAAGAUCUAGAGGGACGCACCAAUGAUCUCUGCAUUGGGCCAAAAUAUGCCUUGCAGAGUUUUUUGCCUAGUUACACCACCAAGAGAAAUAUUUCUUGCUUGUAACUUGUAACUUAUAAGGCUGUCUGUCUAUUUAUACUACCUUUUCACCCCUCAUUAUGUAUCUUCUUUGGCAUCGAUAAGGUUAUUGAGCAUGCUUAAAGCUUCA